AUGAAGUCGUUCGCGUACCAGGCCAUUGUUUUGGCCUCCGUCCUCACCGUGGCCGUAUCCGAUCCUAUUCGGGUCGUUCUUCGAGAUGGUAUUAUCGGGCCAAAGAACAAGACCGUCGACAUAGGUUGCUACAAAGCGGUGAAACCAUUUGAGGAUCUUGGAGAAUACACUUGGCAGUCAGUUGGUUAUUGUCAGGACGAAUGCCUGAAACUGAAAAAAUCUGUCAUGGCACUUUACAAAGGCUCCAACUGCUAUUGCGGAGAUAGAAUACCAGCAGACUCGGAAAAGACGAAAGUCGAAGAGUGCAAGUUAAGUUGCCAAGGAUUUCCAGACGAGACGUGCGGAGGAUCCAAUGCAUAUCACGUUCACCUUACUGGCCUCUUGAAGGAGAAGCAGAUCCCUGUAGUUGGCGGAAGGACCUCGUCGCAGAGUACUAGCACUUCCACUUCUUCUUCGGUUCUCACAACCGGAGCAGGGGAAACGGUCGUAGUCACACCCACAUCUUCUGCAACACCAAAUGGUGGCCCGAACAAAGCUGGCAUCGCAGCUGGUGUGGUAGUUGGCGUUAUUGCUCUCGGGGCCCUAAUUGGUGGUGGGUUCUUAUACAUGAAGUACAAAAAGCGCAAAGAGGUGGAGGAGGAAUAUCGCCGCAACGCUACCAUUAGCAACUUCGUUUCUGGGGGGAAGCCAUUUAAUUCUCAGCAAUCCUCAAUGUCCGACUCCCGCCUGGAUCCAGCCAUGAUGUCACAACGACGCCAGAGCAAUGGUAGCAUCGCUGACGACCAAGAUUUUUCCAGAAGGAUUUUGAAGGUUACCAACCCGGACGGCAGUCAUUAUUAA
This is a messenger RNA of Paracoccidioides lutzii Pb01, 840 nucleotides long. RefSeq lists its product as hypothetical. The transcript is spliced from 3 exons. The coding region runs from base 1 to 840 and encodes 279 amino acids. The record is from RefSeq and is a predicted model, not a curated record.